This is a messenger RNA of Daktulosphaira vitifoliae (grape phylloxera), 1810 nucleotides long. RefSeq lists its product as uncharacterized. The coding region runs from base 179 to 1513 and encodes 444 amino acids. Gene Ontology annotation, molecular function: chloride channel activity. Gene Ontology annotation, cellular component: endoplasmic reticulum; membrane. The record is from RefSeq and is a predicted model, not a curated record. Lineage: Eukaryota; Metazoa; Arthropoda; Insecta; Hemiptera; Phylloxeridae. The transcript has 6 exons.
CGGUAACUUGAGUCAAUUUAGAAAUUCAAAUAACUUAACACUAAUAAUAAAGAUUUAUAAAAUUAUUAUUUUAUCAAAUAAAAAAAAUUGUAAUAUUGUUUAAAACACGUAAAUAUUUACGUUGUCAAACUUUAUUUAAUGUAGUGUAAUUUGUGAGAAUUAAAAAUUUGAUUAAAAAAUGCAGAUUAUAAACUUAAGACUUUUUUUUAUUAUUAUUAUGACAUGUGUAUUACAAAGUAAUGAAGUAGAUCCCUUAGAUAUGAGAAAUUAUGAUCGUAGAACAAAAUCUAUGAAGAAAUCUAACUUGGACAUAUUACCAGCAACUAUUGGUGCAAAUGAUCGUUGCAUUACAUUUGUUACACGUUUUAUUAAUAUUAUGUUAAGAAAUACUGGACUUUCUAAUUUAAAUUACAAAAACAUAAACAAUGUUUAUUUGAAAACAUAUACAGCAGUUACAAUAAGUGUAAAAGAUUUUAAAACGCUUGAGGCUCUUUCAACUGGAAAUGGAAAUAUAAAUUUUAAUGAAAUUGAUCAAAUUUUGAGUCUUAUGUUUCAGGAAAUAAAAAAUGAAACUACUAUUAAUUUUUUAUCAUCUAUAGAAUCUAAUAACUCAUUCUAUAAGCAGAUGAUUGAUUUAUUAUAUCUGUUAACAAUCAUUGGAUCAUUCACAUUGCUAUUAUUACUAUUUUAUAAAUAUUCCAAAAAUAUUAUAAAUUUAAAAUUAAUUAUGUUGGUAAUUUUUCUACUAGCUUUUUUCUCCACUUGGUAUACGAUGUACAAGAAAGCUGAAAUAAAUAGAAAAAUACACAUGGAUCAAAUGCCUGAAUAUUGUUAUUCUAAAAGAAAAAAUUGGUAUGGAUUUUCUUGGUUUCAAAACACCGAUAUAGAGGAAUGUAAAAAAUUUAAUGAAGCAAUUCAUUUGGAUCCGCUGUAUUCAAUAGCAAUUACGGAAGUAUUAGCUGAAAUGCUCAGCAAAAUUAUUAUGAAACCAUUAGAGUGUUUAGGAACCUCAAUUUAUAUAUUCAAUAAUGCAGCAUUAAAAGAUCUUCCUUGGUGGACUCAAAUUGUUAUGAUUCCAAUAAUAAUAAUAGUUGUUAUAAAAACUUUAUUAUAUUCAUGUGCACUGUUGGUUGGGAGAGGAUUAAGUAUGAAAUCCAUGUUUGGUUUUGGGGACACAGCCAUAAAUUCUGACAAUAGACAUCAACAUUUAAAAAAUAACACUUUUUUAAAUACUUGUAAUUUGUGUACUGCUGCAGGAUCAAUAUGUAACAGUGUAACAUCAAAUACACUUCCAGCAUUUGAUAACCAAAAAUUGAAUAUUAAUAUAAAUCUCUUCAAAUCAGAAAAUAGUAAUAGUGGUUUAAGUCUUGCUGGGGGACCUUCAACAGACAAAAAUAAAACUAUUACCCAUUGGAAUAAGAUAAAAGCAUUGGAUGACAGAUCAGUAAUAAAUGAUGAGACCGAUAGCAAAUCUCUUGUACAUAGAGUAAGACCCAGAAAAAUGUCAUUAUGAUAUUUUUCAUUAUUGUAUAGAUGUUUGAAAUUAAUUUUAUAUUUAGACACCACAUUUUUUAUAAUUUUUAUAUAUUAACUUAACUGUUUCACAAUUUUUUUUUUAAUCAAAUAAUAACUAAUAUGAUUUUUUCUGAAAUAUUAAAGUUUGUAAUACUAUUAUUUAUUUUUUAGAAUUUUAGUAUUAUUACUUAGAGUAAUAUUUUUAAGUCAUAUUAUUGUAAAUUAUGUAAAUGUGUAAUAUUGAAAUAUUUUUGACGUUAUUGUUAAAACCUUAAGGUUAAAAGACUUAAAAAAU